AGUCACUGGCCAGUUUAGGCCGGCUGCUGCGUAGCUCUCCGGAGUGGAGGAGCACGGUUUCUUUCACUUCUAAAUUUAGCAGUCACUGACGCGAGAAAUGGCUCAACGAUGACGGCGGGAAGAGUAAGGACCCGGAAAUGCGCCCACAACCAUGCUACCGUGAAUAACGGAAAGUAUUUUUAGCACAUGUUAUCAUCUUGCGUUAACGCGUAGUAUAAAGGGAAGACGCGCAAAAUGCAGUUGUACAGCAGCGCGCUAACACACUACCCGGGCUCGUCGCGAAAAUUCCGAGUGACUAUUACUGCGAGUUCCGGCAACACAGAGUUCGAAUCCAGUUAUAACGCCGUUAAGGAAACCAACGCAGGAGAUUCAGGCGGGGAGAACUGUACAGACACCAACAUGCCCGCGUUUUCGUGCUACGAGGCCUCACUGAGGCCCGUCUUCUACACAUCCAAAGCGGAGAUUGUCAUUACAAGGCCGAAUGGCGUGGAGAAGUGUGUCCCUGUUCAGAUCACGAAGGAUCUGCAUAAAACCGUAGAUGUUGUAGAUGUGUAUAGAACGCCGUGUACAGAGAACAUCGAUCAAUCAGUUGGCGAUUUGAAUAGUGACCUUGCUGAGCGUAGAAGAAGCAGCCUGGACAUUUCUGAGGAUAACAAUGACAUAACUGAGAGCAACUCACUCAAUUUUCAUAGCUUGUUAAGAAGAAAUGAUGGUAGACUGCAAAAUGAAGAACUAGUGGUGUAUGCCCCUGAAGACAUUGGAACUACAAAAGGUUUUUCACAAAGCAUUCCGUUCACUUGCAAAUGGGAAAACUCAUCUGAAAUAUUUCAAAGCCAAAGUAACCUGAAAUGUCAGCAGAAGGAGGAUGACGAAAUGUUAGAUGACCCAGUGUUGCAGCUACAUGUACUCCGGGAGCAUGCAAGCAGGAGUGAGCUCAAUGAGAAGGUUAGCCAGUACCUGGCUGAGGUGGAGAAACAGAACAAAUACCUCCAAGAGAGCAAGAAGUAUCGUUUUCACAUCAUCCCAGAUGGAAACUGUCUCUAUCGGGCAGUGUCAAAAGCAGUAUAUGGUGAGCAGUCAAUGCACAGUGAGCUACGAGAGCACACAGUACAUCACAUUGCUGACUAUCUGAAUGAGUUCAUUCCUAUUAUAGAAGGUGAUGUGGGUGAAUUUCUAAUUAAUGCAUCACAGGAUGGUGCCUGGGCUGGCUACCCAGAGUUACUGGCCAUGAGUCAAAUGCUGAAUGUAAACAUCUACCUGACUACAGGAGGCAGUCUAACAAGUCCCACUGUCUCCACUAUGAUACACUAUCUGGGUCAGGAGGACUUGACAAAACCAGCUAUUUGGUUGAGUUGGCUAAGUAAUGGUCACUAUGAUGUGCUGCUGGACUGCAGUCUGCCCAACCCAGAGUAUGAUGACUGGUGCCUGCGGACACAGGUUCAGCGCCAACACGAUGAAGAACUAGCCAAGUCCAUGGCGGCUACUCUGUCCAAAAUGUACAUUGAGAAAAUUAACCUUAAGUAAUCUUUUUAGUUGCUGGAAUUUGUAUUUUGUACAACACAUUUCUGGAGCUGUGGUGUUUUGAUUUUUCAAAACUGAUGGCUUAAAUGACCUAAAUCUUUAGAAAAUAUGUAAGUGUAUGUAUGUAUGUAUAUAUAUAUACAUAUAUAUACUGUGUUCUUUUUGAAAACGGCUCUGCAGGGUAUAUUUCCAUAUCUUUCCACAAGUGCCAUGGCACCAUUUUUGUAAACCAAAGUUUGUUUAUGAGGUUAUCAGAAAUGUUGGUCACAUUUCAAACAAUAUACAAUCUGACUUGUUACAUUGAUUGAUUCGAUUUAAGAAUUACUUUACAAUUCGAUUAAAUUAAAUAGAAUUUUAUAAAAAAAACUCUGCAUGAUCAGAGACUCUUAAGAGACCAUCCAAAUUGCAAUUUUAUCAGGCACCCUUUACUGUGGAAUACUGUACUGCUAUCUUAUCCUCAUGCUGUAUUUUUAUAGAUUAGUGGGUUACACUUUAUCAAGUGUUUUUUAUUUCUUUAUUUAUUGUAGUUUGGUGUAUUUUUAUAUUGUAUGUUGCAUUUAAGUGCAGUGCACAUUUGGAGUGUAAUAUGCAGAGCAAGUGCAUGAAUAUUGUCAUUGUGUACAUACCUUUAAAUAAAUACUUUUUUGCAUAUUUUCUUACUAUUAUUUCUUUUGCAAAAAGGGUGUAAUAAACUAUAUGUAAAACAUAUUGCAUUUUCUGUAACCUAUCAUUUCUGUAGCUGUUAAAAUUUGGUUUAUAAUGGCAAUUUUGUCUGAAAUAAAGUAUAUAUUUUCUAAUCAAUUGUUACUUUUUUUUCUUUUUCUUUUUUUUUUUUAAAUUGUUAACCAGUUUUUUAGGAGCGGAUGGUGGUGGUGUUUGUGUUAGAGAAAUAUGGUGGGUGUGUGUUCAUGCUGGCAAAAGCCCCAGGCCUAAUUUCAGGUGGAACCUGGAAUUGCAGUUCAAAGGCCCAGAUGUACUUCUUAUGGAUAUUCCAGUUUGAGAGUCCAAGGUUAGGUUUUGGGUACGAGGAGUUGGAAUUAGUGGUGACCAUCCUGUCACCUGGUACAGGUGAUCACUGAUGACUGUAUGUAUUUUUUUUGUUUUUUGUCUUACCAUAUGUAAACAACUUUUAGGAUAUUUUCUUGACUAUAAAAUGGUUCUAGGUGCUUGGUAUAUAACCUGUAAAACCAUCUUAACUGUAAUGACCUUAUAUAUGUUUUGGGGUAGUGUUUUAUGUAAUAAGGCCUGGAUUUCUGCAGAUUUAAAAAAAUAAA
Messenger RNA from Hemibagrus wyckioides, 2795 nucleotides. RefSeq names its product OTU domain-containing protein 1. The record is from RefSeq and is a predicted model, not a curated record. The transcript has a single exon. Bases 235 to 1524 code for a protein of 429 amino acids. Gene Ontology annotation, biological process: protein deubiquitination. Lineage: Eukaryota; Metazoa; Chordata; Actinopteri; Siluriformes; Bagridae. Gene Ontology annotation, molecular function: cysteine-type deubiquitinase activity.